This is a messenger RNA of Fundulus heteroclitus (mummichog), 1920 nucleotides long. RefSeq names its product keratin 18a, tandem duplicate 1 (gene krt18a.1). The record is from RefSeq and is a predicted model, not a curated record. Gene Ontology annotation, cellular component: keratin filament. The coding region runs from base 127 to 1431 and encodes 434 amino acids. Gene Ontology annotation, biological process: intermediate filament cytoskeleton organization. NCBI's taxonomy places the organism in Eukaryota, Metazoa, Chordata, Actinopteri, Cyprinodontiformes, Fundulidae. Gene Ontology annotation, molecular function: structural molecule activity. The transcript is spliced from 7 exons.
GCUUCCCCCUUUCCUCCUGCCGUGUGCCUGUGAGCUCCAAUUUCUGCCUGCCCAGCCAGUGACUCUCUCUCUCUUUCUCUGUUACUCAUAGUCGGUCUCACUGAGUCUCAGCACUCUAGAGCAAUCAUGCAAACUUCCAGGCAAACUACAUACUCCAUGCGUUCCUCUGCCAGCAGUAGGGCCCCUGCCAUGUCCAUCACCCGCACCUCUGUACCUGUCUACAAGGCCCAGUCCAUCCACGGUGGGGCCGGUGGCUCCCGCAUCAGUGUGUCCUCCAGCUUCAGAAGCUCCCUGGGAGCCGGAAUGGGAGCCGGUGCCGGAGCAGGGGGAUUCUCCAGCAGCGUCCAGGUGAGCGGGAACAAUGCAGACAUCAUGGGCAAUGAGAAGUUCGCCAUGCAGAACCUGAACGACCGGCUGGCAAGCUACCUGGAGACAGUGAGGAGCCUGGAGAAGGCCAACCACAAGCUGGAGAUAAAAAUUAAAGAGGCCCUGGAGAAGAGUGGACCUGACUUCAGAGACUACAGCAAGUACCAGCCUAUCAUUGAUGACCUGAGGAAGAAGAUUUUUGAUGCCACCUUGGACAAUGCCCGGCUGGUUCUCAACAUCGACAACGCUCGCCUGGCAGCUGACGACUUCAGAGUAAAGUAUGAGUCUGAGCAGGCCAUCCGUCAGUCUGUGGAGGCUGACAUCGUCGGUCUGAGGAAACUCAUCGAUGACACCAACCUGAGCCGCAUGAACCUGGAGAGUGAGAUUGAAGCCCUGAAAGAGGAGCUCAUCCACCUCAAAAAGAACCAUGAAAAUGAAGUCAUGGAGCUUCGUAACCAGAUCGCCAGUUCUGGUGUCCAUGUAGAUGUUGACGCACCAAAGGGUCAAGAUUUGGCUCAGAUAAUGGCAGAAAUCCGGGCCAAGUAUGAAAAGAUGGCACUGAAAAACCAGGAAGAACUCAAAGCAUGGCAUGAAUCUCAGAUCGUCGAAGUUCAGACACAGGUGUCACAGAACACAGAGGCCCUCAAGGGUGCCCACACAGAGGUGAACGACUUGCGCAGACAGUUACAAACCAUGGAAAUUGAGCUGGAGUCACAGAGAAGCCUGAAAGCCUCUCUGGAGGGUACGCUGAGGGACACGGAGGUCCGUUACAACAUGGAACUCGAGUCGCUCAAUGUCGUCCUCUUGGGCCUGGAGGCAGAGCUCACGCAGCUGCGGAACAACAUCCAGCAUCAAUCGCAGGAGUACGAGUCCCUGCUGAACACAAAGAUGAAGCUGGAGGCUGAGAUCGCGACGUACAGGCGACUGCUGGACGGAGGGGACUUCAAGCUGCAGGAUGCUCUGGAGGAGCAGAAAACAGUGACCAAGACCAAAGUAAUGACCGUCACACAGACCCUGGUGGACGGCAAAGUGGUCUCCUCCAGCACAGAAACAAAGCAACUUUAAGGAUGAAACUGAACACCCCAUACCCCCAUCACCACCAAAAACAAAACAUUAAAACCAGAAAACAGUUGGCAAACAAAUGCUUUCUACCUGUAUCCAAAAUGAUUUUAUAGCCAAACAGACGGCAAACAGAAGCCCAUGAAAUCCAUAAGAUCUUUGUUAAACUUUGCACCCGGGCAUAACAGUUGUUGCAUAGGCUGAUGAAAAUUGGAUUAGAGGAAAACAAAAUCAUCUGUUAUUUAUUUCAUCGUGGGUUUAUUUAUGUCAUUCUUUUCGGUCCAUCAGGUCUUUACAACAGUAUCAGAAUUGGUGGACUGCGCCAUUGUUUUAGGAGAUAAACUCAUUGAGGAAGAUUUCAAAGCAAAUAGGGUCCAAUUGAAAGCUAUUUUAAAAUCUAAUUGUUUAUUUGGUUUUGGUUUUCCUUUCUUUCAGUUUGGUCUGCCUGCUGUUCUGUGAUGAUUAAACAGUUCAAUAAAGUCCUUUUGAGAGAAA